Rotaria sp. Silwood2 is the source of this 469-nucleotide messenger RNA. NCBI's taxonomy places the organism in Eukaryota, Metazoa, Rotifera, Eurotatoria, Philodinida, Philodinidae. The record is from the annotation of a GenBank genome assembly.
UCUUGUAUCAUAUUUGGUAAAAAAAAGCAAAAAGUUUUCGACAGAAAUUUUCGCUGAAAAUCAAGUUUUUCGGCCUAGCUUCUAGUCAAAACUUUGAAUCAGAAAGAGCAAUGGACUCUUUCACAACUCGAUAAAACUAGCGUAGUAAGAAUCGGUCAGUGUAAAAGUCGAUGGAAAUCUGAUAGAGACUGUAUGAAAGUGCUCUGGUUCUACUGAUUCGUCAGUUCGAAAAAGAUUUUAGUUAAUACUUUUGCAUUUGUUUUAGUUAAUUGUUGGUGGUGCCGAUACGGAUGUAAUCAAAAUGAACGAAGAAGCUUAUUCACAAAUGAUACAAUUGAAAGACAAUAAAAAGCAAAAAGCUUUAAAGUUGGUCCCAAAUGCAACACACCUAUUUGAAGAAAAAGGAGCUCUAGAACAAGUAUCACAAUUAGCUAUACAAUGGUUCACAAAUCAUUUUCAAAAACAUUAA